This is a messenger RNA of Acanthochromis polyacanthus (spiny chromis), 3392 nucleotides long. It is a transcript of the gene r3hcc1, whose product is annotated as R3H domain and coiled-coil containing 1. Gene Ontology annotation, molecular function: nucleic acid binding. Bases 189 to 1508 code for a protein of 439 amino acids. NCBI's taxonomy places the organism in Eukaryota, Metazoa, Chordata, Actinopteri, Pomacentridae. The record is from RefSeq and is a predicted model, not a curated record. The transcript is spliced from 9 exons.
GACAGACAGGAAAUGGGGAGAAGAGUUGGGGGAAGACAUGCAGCAAAGGGCCGUGAGCAGGGAUCGAACCCGGGCCGCUGCGUCGGAGACCAGCCCCUAUACAUGGGUCGCCUGCUUAACCCAUUGAGCACCCCGGCGUGGCUUAGCUGACGUUAAAAGCGACUUUAAUUCUGAAGAGGUCAGAGCGGAUGUCGACGUUGAAUAAAACACAUACGGAGGCUAGCCGCUGUUUGAUAGUUGCUGGAGCUCUGCUGGCGCACCAGCUCUUCUCUAUCCACCCUGGCGACAACAUGCUUCCUGCGAAGGAUGAGUGUAAAUUCGUGCAUUGUGUGAAGAAUGAGCUGUGGGCAUACAGAAAGAAGAGCAACCGAGAGAGUGUGCUCCUGUUUCCCCCUUUACCCAGCAGACUGCGAUACCUGAUUCACAAGACCGCAGAGGACCUGCCAGACCUCAGCACCUUCUCUGUAGGGGAGAGCUGGUGUCGCAGGGUGGUGGUUUGCCACUCUGAGCUCAGGGGUCAGGUUGAGGAUGGCAGUGACUUGGGCAGCAGCUUGAGUGAAGAGCCUGUAAGUAGCAGUGGGGAUGUGGUCAGUGGUGUCAAAUCUAAACAUUCAAUCCCAACACAAAACCGAAGACCUAAAAGGCCAGAUAAGCCCCUCUACGUGCCACGGGCUGCUCGGGAGAGACUGUCUUUACAAAACUCAGAAGGACCCACGGCUUGUCAUAGCAGUAGCUCCAUUAGCAGCUCAUCAGACUCUUGUUCCUGCCCUGAAAGUAAAGAAAAUGAAAAGAGUGAAUCUACUACCAGACAGGGAUCAUUCGGCAUUGUAGCAGACAGUGUUCUUGACUCUUCCUCAAACAGUUCAGCACUGUGUACUCGGGAAGAGAAACGAAACUUGGAGCUGAGGCUGCAUGACGGUGAGACCGUUGUCUGGGACGAGAUUCAGUCUCACUUCGGUAACAUGACCGUAAAGGACGAGGAGGAUGUUGAUAUUGUGUCGAACAGUCCUCUGACAGAAGACAGAGGUACAGACACAGAUGAUGUUACUGAAGAGAUCAAGGCACAUCUGAAAGAGGCGGUUUCUGUUUUCAUUGAGCAUGUCCAGAGUGACUACUCUUUUUAUGAGUUGAUGCAUUUUAACUCGGAUGACUUUCGCCAUGUGAUUGAGAUUUAUGACUUCCCAGCUAUGUUGAAGACAGAUGACCUUCUCGAUGCUUUCGUAGAGUACAGCGAUGGUGGAAUGAAGAUCCAGUGGGUGGACAAUACGCAUGCACUUGGCGUUUUCUCCAGUGAGUCGGCAGCACUCCAGGCCCUCUCUGUCUGCCACCCACUGCUGAAGACACGAACACUGGCUAAUGGAAGUAAAAAAUCCCAAAGCAAGGCCAUCAGAUCAGCAGAGUUUAUCCAGCCAGUGAAGGAACGGCCAAGGACGGACUGUGCUGUCGCCAGGCGGAUGGUCACCAGAGCCUUGGGCAUACAGGGACAAGGCAGAGUGCCGCGAUAUUAAAGAAAAAUGCUAGUGCUGUUAGCAGAUACUGCAGAAAGGUCCCGCAGUGGCUGGCCUGCAUUCACCAGCCGUCUGAAAAGAUGCCACAGUGGUCAUAAACAGCUGACUGAUUAUGAAGAGUACAGCUGCUGUUCAGCACUGUAUGUCCUCUUCACUGAAAAAGGCAGCCGUCAACAUCCACCCUGCUGAAGUGUCUUUGAGCAAGACACAAUUACCCUCAGAGCUGCUGUCCCGUAGCUGAACCUGCUCCCUUUGGACAUUGCUGUUGUGGUUCUUGUUGCUCACUGUCAGCACCACGUUAAAGAAACAAGGUAUAGAAUGGAUGGUUCUAAAAUCACUGGAAAUACUGGAAGAAUGUCUUAAAAUGUUUGAGUUUUAUUGCAUGUUGACUUGAGACUAAGGUGCGUUUCAGGGGUGUUAAAUUUACGGACAGGGUGUUUUUGUUUCCACUUUGUGAUGCAGAGUUAGUUGCAUAAUUGUGCAUAAGUGUUUCCUCCUUCCAACUUAGUGUGGCCAUGUUACGCAAAAUGCAGGUUCAUUUAAAUUUUAUUGUUUUUAAACAUAUUCACAUGUCCAGCUUCAGCUGCCGAGAGUGCACAGACAGAUGCUACCUACCGACACUGAAACAGCCCGUUUAGAGCAGGGUGAAAAGGCCAAACCAAGUAAUAUAUGCAGCAUUUUGAACUUAAGCUUGAAAUACACAUUAUUGAGACAUGUGGCACAUAAACUACCUUGUUUAAAAUGAGUAUAUUAUGGGACCUUUAAUGACAAAUUCAUCCACCGGGUAAUGUUCAGGAUCUCAAUAGUAAUGAAGAUUUAUUAACAGAGUUCUGUUUGUGCAAAAAUAACACUAGUCUGUCAAUGUUUCUGAACUCAUAUCUUACAAUGUUUUGUUUAUUUUAAAACAAAUUGUAAGACUUUAAGUGGUUCCUAGUAUUUUACUUAACACAUAGCUACUUUACGCAAAGUAUUCAUGUUCUUCACACCACAUUACAGAAAACGGUUUUGAACAGCUGAAGUUUGAGCUCUGGAAACUUGAAUGUUCGGUUCUUUUAUACUUGUUAUGGUGCUGUUAUUUUAAGGUCCUUUUGUCACUGACUUAGCAUCAACCUUAAAUCAGUGAAAGAUGCCAUACAGAAAGAAUUAUAAAUGUUUGGAAAAGAUGUUCAAUAUUUUAGUUUUGUUGUGCUGAAAUAGCUUGAUCUUGAAAUUAUUUUAGUGCCUCAUAAGAGAGAGAAAGAAAUUAUUCUUUGGAAUCUCUGCAUUAUUUUUGUAGAAAUAAGCUGCAUCUGUUGGGUAGUUCAGUGAAUUAAAAGUAAAGUGAACCAGUUCAUGCUGUCAAAAAGUCUUAAAGGGGAACUUUGGUUUUUUUUCAACCAGGGGUCUGUUUUCUCAUCUCUAGUAUGUUGUGGGACACUCGUUGAAACUAUCCAAGCCGGUCAGUGUGGGGGAAAAAACACGUUAGGGCGGACUUUGAUGCGGGGGGCAAGUUGCCCCAUACUUUUCACUAGCCGAGCUGCUAGCUGAGCUGCUAAGCUGCCUGCCUGGCUAAAUACUGGAGCUAUGUCAAAAAUUCAUUUCUCCAUCACUCACAUGUAUGAAAUGACGUAUGAAAACAGACCCCAGGUUGAAACAAAACCGAAGUUCCCCUUUAAUGUUAAGAAUGACUCAACUGUAAUAUGAUGCUAUUAAAUUUACAUCACAUGGAUAUUUUUAUGCACAGUCACCCAUUUCAGGGGAUAGAAACGUAAAUAAACUCAGAAUAUUUAGUAUAAUGGUGCAGAACCUACGCUGUCACACCGGUUCAGGACGUGAUGAUUCAAAUGUCACAGACUCUGCAUUUUAAUGUAGAUUUUCCUUUAAAUAAAAUUGAAUACAGUGCAA